AUGGCCAAGGCCACGACUUAUAGCUCCUCUACUAGCAGAGAGCAACCGCGGAACGAUACUACAACUACAGCUCCAUCCGCCGAAGAGCAGCAUGGCUUGCUCGCCGGUAACAACGCCUCCGACGACGAGGACGAAGACGAGGACGAGGAUGGCAUUAUAGUGCACCCCGGCGAUGCCGAGGACGGUGGUCCUCGCGACGACGAUGAUAAUGAUUCUACCCGCACACCGCGGACCCCUAGGACCCCUAACCGCGUCCGCUUCGACCUACGACCUACCAACAUCCCACCGCCCGCGAACGGGCACAACAACAGUCACGAGCGCUCAUCCGAGCCCUCCGACUACUUCGACUUCACCGAACCGGAUAGUGCCGACGAGUAUGAUGACGACGACGACCACCAUGAUAACUCCACGCCACGGCACCCCCUACUCACCGACAUCGAAGCGCCGUCGGUAACGCUGGCCAACAGCCUCGACGUCGACGACGACGUGCAGUCGUGGGCGGAGCGCGAGCGGCGGCGUCCCAAGUCGGGGAUGCGGUCGGCGUUCAUGAACAUGGCGAACAGCAUCAUCGGGGCCGGCAUCAUCGGGCAGCCGUACGCGUUCCGGGACGCCGGACUCAUCGCGGGUAUCGUCCUGCUCGUCGCGCUCACGAUCGUCGUCGACUGGACCAUCCGCCUCAUCGUCGUCAACAGCAAGCUCAGCGGCGCCAGCUCCUUCCAGGGCACCGUCGAGCACUGCUUCGGCAAGCCCGGGCUCGUCGCUAUUAGCGUUGCGCAGUGGGCUUUCGCGUUCGGCGGGAUGGUUGCUUUCGGCAUUAUCGUGGGCGAUUCGAUUCCCCAGGUCCUGCGCACUGUCUGGCCGGGCCUCGAGGAUAUGAGUGUGCUUUGGAUCCUGGCUGAUCGUAGGGCGGUUAUUGUGAUUUUCGUGCUGGGGAUUAGCUAUCCUUUGACUUUGUAUAGAGAUAUUGCGAAGCUCGCGAAGGCAAGCACGCUUGCUUUGAUCAGCAUGGUGAUCAUAUUGAUCACGGUCGUCGUCCAAAGCGUCCUUACGCCGGCCGAACGUCGCGGAUCUUUUUCCACGCCGCUGCUUACCAUCAACGAUGGGAUAUUUCAGGCUGUCGGCGUUAUUUCUUUUGCAUUCGUUUGUCAACAUAAUUCUCUCUUAAUUUACGGCUCCCUAAAAACUCCGACGAUAGACCGCUUUUCGAAAGUGACACACUACUCUACGGGAAUCUCGAUGCUGGCAUGUUUGACUAUGGCACUCGCGGGAUUCCUUACCUUCGGCGAUAAGACGCUCGGGAACGUGCUGAACAACUUCCCGGCUGACAACACGAUGGUUACCUUUGCGCGCCUCUGCUUCGGGUUAAAUAUGCUUACAACCUUGCCGCUGGAGGCGUUCGUCUGUCGGGAGGUCAUGCUCAACUAUUGGUUCCCGAACGAGCCGUUCAACAUGAACCUCCACCUCAUCUUCAGCUCCGCAUUGGUCGUCUCGGCCAUGACACUGAGCUUGGUGACGUGCGAUCUGGGGAUCGUGUUCGAGCUGGUGGGGGCGACGAGUGCCUGUGCGCUCGCCUACAUACUACCGCCGCUGUGCUAUAUCAAGCUGAGCUCGAGAUCGUGGAAAACGUACGUCGCGAUGGGCGUUGUGGCGUUUGGGUGUGCCGUCAUGGCUAUCAGCAUGUUCCAGGCUAUUGGCAAGGUGAUUAAAGGUUCGUCUGACUGCCCGACGUGGCUACCCGUCUCCGUCAUCCUCCCGGUGAAGAACUAUUGCUGA
Molecule: messenger RNA, 1773 nt
Organism: Annulohypoxylon truncatum
Lineage: Eukaryota; Fungi; Ascomycota; Sordariomycetes; Xylariales; Hypoxylaceae
Product: transmembrane amino acid transporter protein-domain-containing protein
Exons: 3
Coding region: 1-1773 (590 amino acids)
Biological process (GO): amino acid transmembrane transport
Cellular component (GO): endoplasmic reticulum
Molecular function (GO): amino acid transmembrane transporter activity
Source: RefSeq, a predicted model, not a curated record